CCGACCGACCGACCGACCGACCGACCGACCGGCCGACAACCAAGCUUCUGCUCUCCGCUCGUCGACCUCUUCUCGAUCUCAGUCUUGCACUACCGCUCGCCAGUUGGACUGGCCUGGCUGAGCCAGCCGCCAGGCCUCCUUCAUCCGAUAUCCGAACCAUCCUUCCACUCGGUUCCGUCAUCCCCUGCGGACCGACUUGCGACGAUAUCCAACCUCUCGAAACUUUCCCGCGAUCCCGCGACCACCAUACACCAUGGUGAAGCUCAUUUCACCAUCAUUCCCGCCCCGGCGGCCUUCAAGCUUCCUCCGUUACGCCGCCGUCGUCAUCUUUUUCGUGGCUCUCUUCUACUACUUCGACCCCCGAUACCCAAGAGAACCUCUGACACAGCUUCAACCAGAGAAGCCACAGCAACAUCCGCAAACACCAGACGCGGUGCCUCCGGCAAAGGCUGAUGGUGCCGAAAAGCCGCCCGUUCAACCCGAGGCGACACCGAUACCUCCGAAAGACAAACCAGCGUCGUCGGCAGCUAAACCUCCAUCAGCAGGAGAUACCAAGUCCGAAGGCGGCAUCGACCCGUCAAAAGGACACCCUAUAGAUGGUUUGAUCAAAGAGGCCGACGAAACGUUUACCAAGUUGCUGGAGAAGGAAUCCAAGACGCUGCCCGCCGCGGCCAAGGCCUAUCGCGAGCGACGUGGUCGCCACCCUCCGCCGGGCUUUGACGCGUGGUUUCAAUUUGCCCAGGACCGCAAGGCUGUCAUUGUGGAAGACUUUUUCGACCAAAUCUACCACGAUCUUCAACCAUUUUGGGGCCUCGAGCCAUCACGCAUCCGAAAAGAGGCGGCCGAAUGGGAGAUGGUUAUCAAGGUGCGCAAGGGACGAGCCACCCGUAUUAGCGACUGGUUCUGGACCGUCCACUGGACAAACAUGCUUAAAACGAUCGAGCACCUGCUACCCGACAUGGACAUUGCCCUGAAUCCGAUGGACGAGCCGCGCAUGGUGGUGCCGUUUGAGGAUAUGGAGCAGCAUUUGAGAGACGCCGCCCUGACGGAAGGGAUGCCCGAGCCGAAAAAGGUCAUGAACACAUUCCAGGCCCUGCCUAGCAACAAAAAGGAGCUCGACCGCAACGUCAAGGUCAAGAGCAAGCACUGGGACAAAGUCACGAAACAAUACUGGCUCAUUGCCCGCCGUGGGUGCCCUCCCGAUAGCCCUGCUCGACUGGCACAGACGCAAAGAACGUUUGACCAUGCCCCCGCCGUCUCGACAAAGUAUGCCAAACCGCACAUGCGCGACGGCUUUGUCUCCAACUACACACUCUCGACCCAUAUCUGUCACCAGCCCGACCUGCAAGGCCUCAAUGGCAUAUUCAUCGAGCCCCUCAGUACAGCUGCCACGCCUCUGCUGUUCCCAAUGUUUGGUGGUUCCAAACUAGCUGUCAACAACGAGAUUCUCCUUCCUGCGGCCAUGUACUGGACGGAGGAAGAGAGAUUCAGCGGCGGUGGGUACCACGGGGGCCCCUGGAGCAAGAAGAAGGACUCGGCGCUCUGGCGCGGCGUCGCAACGGGUGGGCGCAACCGCGUGGAUAACUGGCAAGGGUUCCAGCGCCACCGGUUCGUGGCCAUGAACAACGCGACCAAGGUUACGGGCGCCGAAGACGGCACGAUGGACCCCAUCAACUUUUCCCUGCCCGAUAAGAUGUACAACCUCGCAGCGCAGGCGGUGGGUGGGCUGGGCGACUGGAUCAAGUCGUGGGCCAAUGUCGGGUUCACGGAUCUCAUGUGCGAGCCCGAGGGCAAGGCCGGAACGUGCAACUACACGAGCCCCCACUUCAACAUCGCCGAGGGCGUCAUGCUCUGGGAGAUGUACGACAACAAGUACCUCCCCGACGUCGACGGCAAUAGCUUUUCGGGCCGGUACCUCGCAUUUCUGGGCAGCACGAGUCUCCCCAUCAAGUCAACGCUUUGGCGGGAAUGGCACGACAGCCGUCUCGUGGCAUGGAAGCAUUUUGUGCCGAUGGACACGAGGUACAACGAAUAUUACGGCAUCAUGGAAUACUUUAUGGGGUACGGUGACGAGAGACCGGGCCAUGACGCCGAGGCGGAGAAGAUUGCCAUGGACGGUAAGGCGUGGGCCGAGAAGGCGCUGCGCAAGGAAGACAUGCAGAUUUACACUCUGCGGUUGCUUCUUGAGUACGCACGCGUCACGGACGAGAGAAGAGAGAGGAUGGGCUGGGUGCAUGACUUGCUGGCGGAGCAGACAUCUACUUAAGAGCGUGAGGCCUGGCAACAGGGUUGUUGUUCGUCGCAUGGAUACCACACCGCGGGAUAUGGGAACUCAAAAAGGCAUGGCGUUAUUUUUUUCUCGAUUUCUUCUCCUUUUCGUCUCCUCGGGGAGUUUUUGGUGUAAAUCGCAAGGGCCCCCCCCC
Messenger RNA from Colletotrichum phormii, 2423 nucleotides. RefSeq names its product capsular associated protein. Bases 254 to 2266 code for a protein of 670 amino acids. NCBI's taxonomy places the organism in Eukaryota, Fungi, Ascomycota, Sordariomycetes, Glomerellales, Glomerellaceae. The transcript is spliced from 2 exons. The record is from RefSeq and is a predicted model, not a curated record.